GCUGGGCCCUAAGGAUAGUCAGCUUCGCGGCAGCACCUGAUGAGCGUGCUCCGCCGCGCUCUCCUGCUCGGCCACCGCCUCCGCCGAGGCUUGUCCUCGGGUGCGGACCUGCCUCCGCCGCGCCCAUCUGCCAGCCGCCGCGUGGUCGUGACGGGGCUGGGCGCCGUCACGCCGCUCGGCCGCGGCGUCGGGUCCACCUGGGACCGCCUCGUGGCCGGAGACUGCGCGGUGCGCGCGCUCGCCGCGGAGGACCUGCGUCUCACCGGGGAUGCCGCGGAGAGGACGUUGGAACAGCUCCCAUCCAGGGUCGCCGCCGCCGUGCCGCGCGGGAAGGGCGAGGCCGAGUUCGACGAGGAGGCGUGGACCAAGGACAGUAGAUCUAUAUCGGGGUUUAUAGCAUAUGCUCUAUGUGCAGCUGAUGAGGCUUUGAGAGAUGCAAAUUGGCUGCCCUCGGAAAAUGAGAAGAAGGAAAGAACGGGUGUUUCAAUUGGUGGGGGAAUCGGAAGCAUCUCCGACAUUUUAGAUGCAUCACAGCUGAUUGCUGAAAAUCGUCUACGUCGUCUUAGCCCAUUCUUCAUCCCCAAGAUUUUGAUCAACAUGGCAUCAGGUCAUGUCAGCAUGAAAUAUGGUUUCCAGGGUCCAAACCAUGCUGCCGUGACAGCUUGUGCCACAGGCGCUCACUCUAUUGGCGACGCUACACGGAUGAUUCAAUUUGGAGAUGCAGAUGUGAUGGUGGCUGGAGGAACAGAGUCUAGUAUUGAUGCUUUAUCUAUAGCUGGAUUUUCUAGGUUAAGGGCAUUGUCUACAAAGUAUAACUCUCUUCCACAAGCAUCUUCGAGGCCAUUUGAUUGUGGCAGAGAUGGAUUUGUGAUUGGUGAAGGUUGUGGAGUCAUGGUGUUGGAGGCACUUGACCAUGCAAUGGAACGAGGCGCAAAAAUUUAUGCAGAAGUUCGAGGCUAUGGCAUGUCUGGUGAUGCACACCACAUAACUCAGCCACAAAAUGAUGGUAGAGGUGCUAUCUUAGCCAUGGAGAGGGCAUUGGAACAGUCAGGGCUUCAGGCAGAUCAGAUUGAUUAUUUGAACGCGCAUGCAACAUCAACUCCUCUCGGGGAUGCUGUGGAGGCAACUGCAAUAAAAUCUGUCUUUGGCCACCACGCGACAUCCGGUGGUCUUGCGUUAUCCUCAACUAAGGGAGCAAUCGGUCAUCUGCUAGGCGCAGCCGGAUCAGUGGAAGCAAUCUUCACCGUGCUAGCAAUCCACCAUGGAGUGGCGCCGCCCACGCUCAACCUGGAGCAGCCCGACCUGCUGUUCGAGGGCGCGUUCAUGCCUCUAACCGCCGCCAAGAAGAUGCCGAUACGGGCCGCCAUCUCGAAUUCCUUCGGGUUUGGUGGAACCAACGCGUCGCUGCUGUUCUCGUGCCCGCCCUAGCGAUCCAGCACCCUCCCUCUCUUCUGUUUUCCCCUUCGAAGAGGCAUACCAGAAUGUCGGGAGUUUUCCCGUCCGUGAACUUAAAUGGGGGAAGGCACCAUCCGCGUUGAGCAGGAGUUGGGGGGUUUCAAGCACUGACCAUUGUGCUGUGCUCCCUCUGAGUCCGGAGCAUCGCCCAACUUGUGGGCGUUGACUCAUCCCUCUGUUCCUAACUGGAGUAUAAGACCUUUUAAAGAUUCUUUUAGGAUCUAAGCAAAAUGUGUGAAUCUACAUUCUAAAAUAUGGAGUAUGUCUAUAUAUGUCCGUAUGUAGUUUAUAUUGAAAUCUCUAAGCGCUUAUAUUUAGAAACUUAUACUACAGUAUGCGAACUUAUUGAAUUUUUUUUGUCUGA
Molecule: messenger RNA, 1819 nt
Organism: Triticum urartu
Lineage: Eukaryota; Viridiplantae; Streptophyta; Magnoliopsida; Poales; Poaceae
Product: Beta-ketoacyl synthase
Biological process (GO): fatty acid biosynthetic process
Cellular component (GO): mitochondrion
Molecular function (GO): 3-oxoacyl-[acyl-carrier-protein] synthase activity
Source: RefSeq, a predicted model, not a curated record